AUGGAAAAUCUGAAUACUACAGUGACCUACUUCAUUCUGUCUGGCUUUUCAUACAAUAUUCCAGUACAGAUGUUUCUUUUUCUUGUGUUUUCACUCAUUUAUGCAGUGACAUUAAUGGGGAAUAUGAUUAUUAUGUUGGUAAUAAAUAACUGCAGUCAUCUUCAAAACCCCAUGUACUUUUUUCUGAGUCAUCUUUCUUUUCUGGAUAUUUGCUAUUCCUCAGUCACAGUCCCUAAAGUUCUUCUGAAUUUCUUUGAUGGUCAAACCAUUUCAUAUAACAACUGCAUUACUCAGAUGUUUUUUAUUCUUCUGACAGGAGGCGCAGAAGUUUUUAUUCUUACAGCAAUGGCUUAUGACCGAUACAUUGCCGUACAUGACCCACUUCAUUAUAUAGAAAGAAUGAACACAUUAUUUUGUAAACAGUUAGUGGGAAGUGCAUGGGCAACUGGGUUUUUCUAUGCUGUUGCAAAUACAGUGCCUAUGCUGAAGCUAGUGUUCUGUGGUCCAAAUACUAUCAGACACUUCUCCUGUGAAUUUCCAUCUCUUCUUGCCUUGUCCUGCACUGAAACCAUAACAAGUAAAAUUAUGUUCUAUGUUACUGGUGGUAUAGUUGGGAUGUUCACAUUCUCACUUACUCUGGUGUCCUAUGUCAACAUUUUCAUCACAAUCCUGAAGAUGAAUUCAGCAGAAGCUAAGAAGAAAACCUUCUCCACCUGCAGUUCUCAUCUCAUCGUGGUGGCUUUAUUCUAUGUGACUGGCUACUUUCGGUAUCUAAGACCCAGUUCAAUCUCUUCAGUGGUUAUGGAUGAACUCUUCUCUGUGCAAUACAGUAUUUCUACACCCAUGUUAAACCCAAUUAUCUACAGUCUGAAGACUAAAGAAGUAAAGGAGGCCAUUAAACACCUGCUGAAUAUUAAGCAAAUAAACCAAUGA
Candoia aspera is the source of this 933-nucleotide messenger RNA. RefSeq names its product olfactory receptor 5T17-like. Gene Ontology annotation, cellular component: membrane. Gene Ontology annotation, molecular function: G protein-coupled receptor activity; olfactory receptor activity; odorant binding. The record is from RefSeq and is a predicted model, not a curated record. The transcript has a single exon. Gene Ontology annotation, biological process: G protein-coupled receptor signaling pathway. Lineage: Eukaryota; Metazoa; Chordata; Lepidosauria; Squamata; Candoiidae. The coding region runs from base 1 to 933 and encodes 310 amino acids.